CUUCUAACUUCACUAGCGCGUUCCAGCGUCGCCAACCGGGGUAAUGUCUGAUACUUUUCAAAUGUUAAACAGUCAAUAAUAAUUUAAUUACCACCCAUUGUCCAAUAAAUCAAAUGUGUAUUAUUUAUUUUACCGACUUUCAAACAAGGACAGGUUUAGGAAUCCGUCUGGGGAAGGGGACAGUGGUGGUCGCAGCAUUAACGUUCAGAUGUUAGAAAAGUGACAGAUGCUUAAGCUUAACAGACAUCCAUCACAAGCACAAUUAUGUCAGAAAUGAAAAAUCCCUCAGUAGCGUGCAAGUGGCGUGUGAUUUGACUUUUGAACUCAUGCAAAGAUUGUACAAAACUUUUUUAAUAAUUAAUAUUCUGAAUGGUAGUGGUAAGGAUAAAAUAUAUAAGUUAGUUGAGGGCGGGAAGUCGCUACAGGCAUUCAAAAAAAUGGAAAAUAAACUCCUCCAUAUCCUCAAAUGUUUAAAGCAAAAUUUAUUAGAAAAUAAAGAAUGUCAUGGAUAUGAUAAAGAGGAACAACAGAUCUUUGACUUAUUAGAACGAACUCUUGACUGUGGCGAAUCAAAUUCUGCACUGCUUAUUGGACCCAGAAGAUGUGGAAAAACAUUGUUGGUUAAUAAAGUACUAGAGAGAAUACAACAUAAAGACAACUUUGACACUGAUUGCAUUUUGGUGAAGCUGAAUGGUCUAAUUCAUACAGAUGAUAGAUUAGCUCUUAAAAGUACCACAAGCCAAAUGCAGCUGGACAAUGUAGUUGAUGGAAAAGUCUUUGGUACCUUUGCAGAAAACUUGGCAUUUUUGUUAGAAUGUUUACGAACUGGAGACAAAUCCAAAUCAAGAAGUGUAAUAUUUAUUUUAGAUGAGUUUGAUUUAUUUUGUUGUCAUCAUAAUCAAACUCUGUUAUAUAAUUUAUUUGAUGUAUCCCAGUCAGCACAGGCCCCUAUUUGUAUUUUAGGAAUAACAUGUAGGUUAGAUGUUAUUGAACUCCUAGAGAAAAGAGUGAAAUCGCGAUUUUCACACAGGCAAAUUUUUCUGCUACCUCAUGAAAACCAAACUUCAAACGUGCACACUGUGGGGGAUGCAGUGAAUAAAAUCGAGUAUUAUUUGAAAUUACCUGAAGGUAAUAAGAAGCUUCAAAUCAAUACUGCUGUAGCAAAGCAGUGGAACAGAAACUUAAACAAUCUUUUGAAGGAGAAGAAGUUUAGAAAUGUGAUACAAAGACUGAUAGACUUAGAUAACAGUGAAGCGAUGCUAAAAGACUUUUUAGUGAAAGUAAUUUUUCAUUUCACUGGUGAAAAUUUGACUGUGGAUUUGUUCCAAAAAGAGUUAAAUAUCCUGGAGGAAGAUGAUAUGAUCAAAGUGUUGCAGGACCUAACUGUACUGGAAUUGUGCCUUAUCAUAUCAAUGAAGCAUCACCUAGAGAUUUAUGACAAUAAUCCAAUGAAUUUUGAAAUGAUUUAUAACAGGUUCAUGAAGUUUGCCAAUGCAAAUGCUGGCAUUCAAAAUUUCCAACGAGCUGUUAUGUUGAAGGCUUUUGAACAUAUUCAGGUUAGAUAUAGAUUUUGCAUUAUCUAGUUCUUAUUUUUUACAUCUUAACAUAAAGAUGUCUAGAAUUUUAUUGGAAAUAUUAUUGGGAUAUUUAUUGUGCAGGGUUUUGUUGUGUGUGAUUUGUAUUAUUUUUAGGGUCUAGAGCUGAUAUCUAUGUUAUCAAACACUGGUUCUAAGGUUCAGAAGGAGUACCAAUUCUUCAAACUGUUGGUUACACCUGAACAGAUCCUGGAUGCUGUGAAAAAGUCUUCAGGGUUGCCGACUGAAGUGGCACAGUGGGCACGCAGUUCUCUAACUUAGAAUGUCAGCAUUUUUAUAAUUCAUAUGCACAAAGCUAUGGAAGUCAAAUGUUUUUUAAGCAGAAUCAAUUUUGUAACAUAUUUAUAUUUCAAUAUAUGCG
Acanthoscelides obtectus is the source of this 1956-nucleotide messenger RNA. The record is from the annotation of a GenBank genome assembly. Lineage: Eukaryota; Metazoa; Arthropoda; Insecta; Coleoptera; Chrysomelidae.